Molecule: messenger RNA, 8918 nt
Organism: Drosophila biarmipes
Lineage: Eukaryota; Metazoa; Arthropoda; Insecta; Diptera; Drosophilidae
Product: mucin-12
Exons: 2
Coding region: 83-8680 (2865 amino acids)
Cellular component (GO): extracellular region
Molecular function (GO): chitin binding
Source: RefSeq, a predicted model, not a curated record
UGGGGUUAUAAAUAUGAGUGCACCGAGCUCAGGUGUCAUUUAGCCAAAUUCCUCCGUAAGGCUCAAACGUAAAUCAGUGGCCAUGAAAACUAAUAAAUCUUUGAGAGAUUUUAUACUAUUAAAUGUGUUUACAGUAAUACUAAUAGUGCAGAUAAAAGCCGAAAAUAAUGAAAUUUUAAGCAAACGAACUUAUCAAAGUGAUAAUGGGCUUGAUCUAAGUGAUUCGUUUAAUAAAGUUUUGCCAAAAGACAAACUGAAUCGUUACCAGUCACACCAAUACGAUGACGGGGCACCAAAGUUAGAAAUCGAAAACACAGUUUUCAAGUUUACAAAAGCAGACGACUUUACGAAUAACCUUGAAGAUAGCAGCACGAGCAAUAAAAAUUCAGCUUUUCCAAAAGAAACCACUAUAACUAGACCUCAGGAUGACACAUCCAAAGAUGAUUUAACACAGAUUGCUGAUGAAACCACAACAACGAAAAAAUAUGAAGAAAGCACUGAAAACGGGGAGAGUACUACAUCAGGACCUGAGGAGGAUACUACUCUAGGGGAUUCUACACCGAUUCAUGACGAAACCACCACAGCUGCCCCGGACUUAACGAUUGAUCCAGAGGAAAGCAACACGAUCAAGGAUGGCACAACUAUUUCAGAUGAAACCAUCACAGAUGCCCAGGACUCAACGAUUGAUCCGGAGGAAAGCACUACGAUCGAGGAUGGCUCAACUGAACCAGAAGAAACCACAACAAAUGGAUCUGGGGAUGACACUACCGUAGAAAAUUCUAAACCGAUUCCUGACGAAACCACCACAGCUGCCCAGGACUCAACGAUCGAUCCGGAGGAAAGCACUACGAUCGAGGAUAGUACAACUGUUCCAGAAGAAACCACUACAGAUGGAUCUGGGGAUGACCCUACCGUAGAAAAUUCCACCACCACAGCUGCCCAGGACUCAACGAUCGAUCCGGAGGAAAGCACUACGAUCGAGGAUAGUACAACUGUUUCAGAAGAAACCACUACAGACGGAUCUGGGGAUGACACUACCGCAGAAAAUUCUACACCGAUUCCUGACGAAACCACCACAGCUGCCCAGGACUCAACGAUCGACACGGAGGAAAGCACUACGAUCGAGGAUAGUACAACUGUUCCAGAAGAAACCACUACAGAUGGAUCUGGGGAUGACACUACCGCAGAAAAUUCUACACCGAUUCCUGACGAAACCACCACAGCUGCCCAGGACUCAACGAUCGAUCCGGAGAAAAGCACUACGAUUGAGGAUAGUACAACUGUUCCAGAAGAAACCACUACAGAUGGAUCUGGGGAUGACCCUACCGUAGAAAAUUCUACGCCGAUUCCUGACGAAAACACCACAGCUGCCCAGGACUCAACGAUUGAUCCAGAGGAAAGCACUACGAUCGAGGAUGGCACAACUGUACCAGAAGAAACCACAACUGAUGGAUCUGGCGAUGACACUACCGCAGAAAAAUCUACACCGAUUCCUGACGAAACCACCACAGCUGCCCAGGACUCAACGAUUGAUAUGGAGGACAGCACUACGAUCGAAGAUGGCACAACUGUUCCAGAAGAAACCACAACUGAUGGAUCUGGCGAUGACACUACCGAAGAAAAUUCUACGCCGAUUCCUGACGAAACCACCACAGCUGCCCAGGACUCAACGAUUGAUCCAGAGGAAAGCACUACGAUCGAGGAUAGCACAACUGUACCAGAAGAAACCACUGCAGAGGGAUCUGGGGAUGACACCACCGCAGAAAAUUCUACACCGAUUCCUGCCAAAACCACCACAGCUACCCAGGACUCAACGAUCGAUCCGGAGGAAAGCACUACGAUCGAGGAUAGUACGACAGUUCCAGAAGAAACCACUACAGAGGGAUCUGGCGAUGACACCACCGCAGAAAAAUCAACACCGAUUCCUGACGAAACCACCACAGCUGGCCAGGACUCAACGAUCGAUCCGGAGGAAAGCACUACGAUCGAGGAUAAUACAAGUGUUCCAGAAGAAACCACUACAGAUGGAUCUGGGGAUGACCCUACCGAAGAAAAUUCUACGCCGAUUCCUGACGAAACCACCACAGCUCCCCAGGACUCAACGAUUGAUCCAGAGGAAAGCACUACGAUCGAGGAUGGCACAACUGUACCAGAAGAAACCACAACUGAUGGAUCUGGCGAUGACACUACCGCAGAAAAAUCUACACCAAUUCCUGACGAAACCACCACAGCUGCCCAGGACUCAACGAUCGAUCCGGAGGAAAGCACUACGAUCGAGGAUAGUACAACUGUUCCAGAAGAAACCACUACAGAGGGAUCUGGGGAUGACAUUACUGUAGAAAAUUCUUCACCGAUUCCUGACGAAACCACCACAGCUACCCAGGACUCAACGAUCGAUCCGGAGGAAAGCACUACGAUCGAGGAUAAUACAACUGUUCCAGAAGAAACCACUACAGAUGGAUCUGGGGAUGACCCUACCGCAGAAAAUUCUACGCCGAUUCCUGACGAAACCACCACAGCUCCCCAGGACUCAACGAUUGAUCCAGAGGAAAGCACUACGAUCGAGGAUGGCACAACUGUACCAGAAGAAACUACAACUGAUGGAUCUGGCGAUGACACUACCGCAGAAAAAUCUACACCGAUUCCUGACGAAACCACCACAGCUGCCCAGGACUCAACGAUCGAUCCGGAGGAAAGCACUACGAUCGAGGAUAGUACAACUGUUCCAGAAGAAACCACUACAGAGGGAUCUGGCGAUGACACCACCGCAGAAAAUUCUACACCGAUUCCUGCCGAAACCACCACAGCUACCCAGGACUCAACGAUCGAUCCGGAGGAAAGCACUACGAUCGAGGAUAGUACAACUGUUCCAGAAGAAACCACUACAGAGGGAUCUGGGGAUGACACCACCGCAGAAAAUUCUAAACCGAUUCCUGACGAAACCACCACAGCUACCCAGGACUCAACGAUCGAUCCGGAGGAAAGCACUACGAUCGAGGAUAAUACAACUGUUCCAGAAGAAACCACUACAGAUGGAUCUGGGGAUGACCCUACCGAAGAAAAUUCUACGCCGAUUCCUGACGAAAACACCACAGCUGCCCAGGACUCAACGAUUGAUCCAGAGGAAAGCACUACGAUCGAGGAUGGCACAACUGUACCAGAAGAAACCACAACUGAUGGAUCUGGCGAUGACACUACCGCAGAAAAAUCUACACCGAUUCCUGACGAAACCACCACAGCUGCCCAGGACUCAACGAUCGAUCCGGAGGAAAGCACUACGAUCGAGGAUAGUAUAACUGUUCCAGAAGAAACCACUACAGAGGGAUCUGGGGAUGACACCACCGCAGAAAAUUCUACACCGAUUCCUGCCGAAACCACCACAGCUACCCAGGACUCAACGAUCGAUCCGGCGGAAAGCACUACGAUCGAGGAUAGUACAACUGUUCCAGAAGAAACCACUACAGAGGGAUCUGGGGAUGACACCACCGCAGAAAAUUCUACACCGAUUCCUGCCGAAACCACCACAGCUACCCAGGACUCAACGAUCGAUCCGGCGGAAAGCACUACGAUCGAGGAUAGUACAACUGUUCCAGAAGAAACCACUACAGAGGGAUCUGGGGAUGACCCUACCGAAGAAAAUUCUACGCCGAUUCCUGACGAAACCACCACAGCUCCCCAGGACUCAACGAUUGAUCCAGAGGAAAGCACUACGAUCGAGGAUGGCACAACUGUACCAGAAGAAACCACAACUGAUGGAUCUGGCGAUGACACUACCGCAGAAAAAUCUACACCAAUUCCUGACGAAACCACCACAGCUGCCCAGGACUCAACGAUCGAUCCGGAGGAAAGCACUACGAUCGAGGAUAGUACAACUGUUCCAGAAGAAACCACUACAGAGGGAUCUGGGGAUGACACCACCGCAGAAAAUUCUACACCGAUUCCUGCCGAAACCACCACAGCUACCCAGGACUCAACGAUCGAUCCGGCGGAAAGCACUACGAUCGAGGAUGGCACAACUGUUCCAGAAGAAACCACUACAGAGGGAUCUGGGGAUGACACCACCGCAGAAAAUUCUACACCGAUUCCUGACGAAACCACCACAGCUACCCAGGACUCAACGAUCGAUCCGGAGGAAAGCACUACGAUCGAGGAUAAUACAACUGUUCCAGAAGAAACCACUACAGAUGGAUCUGGGAAUGACCCUACCGAAGAAAAUUCUACGCCGAUUCCUGACGAAACCACCACAGCUGCCCAGGACUCAACGAUUGAUCCAGAGGAAAGCACUACGAUCGAGGAUGGCACAACUGUACCAGAAGAAACCACAACUGAUGGAUCUGGCGAUGACACUACCGCAGAAAACUCUACACCGAUUCCUGACGAAACCACCACAGCUGCCCAGGACUCAACGAUCGAUCCGGAGGAAAGCACUACGAUCGAGGAUAGUACAACUGUUCCAGAAGAAACCACUACAGAGGGAUCUGGGGAUGACACCACCGCAGAAAAUUCUACACCGAUUCCUGCCGAAACCACCACAGCUACCCAGGACUCAACGAUCGAUCCGGCGGAAAGCACUACGAUCGAGGAUAGUACAACUGUUCCAGAAGAAACCACUACAGAGGGAUCUGGCGAUGACACCACCGCAGAAAAUUCUACACCGAUUCCUGACGAAACCACCACAGCUGCCCAGGACUCAACGAUCGAUCCGGAGGAAAGCACUACGAUCGAGGAUAGUACAACUGUUCCAGAAGAAACCACUACAGAGGGAUCUGGGGAUGACACCACCGCAGAAAAUUCUACGCCGAUUCCUGACGAAACCACCACAGCUGCCCAGGACUCAACGAUUGAUCCAGAGGAAAGCACUACGAUCGAGGAUGGCACAACUGUACCAGAAGAAACCACAACUGAUGGAUCUGGCGAUGACACUACCGCAGAAAAAUCUACACCGAUUCCUGACGAAACCACCACAUCUGCCCAGGACUCAACGAUUGAUCCAGAGGAAAGCACUACGAUCGAGGAUGGCACAACUGUACCAGAAGAAACCACAACUGAUGGAUCUGGCAAUGACACUACCGUAGAAAGUUCUACACCGAUUCCUGACGAGGGCUCAACGAUCGGUCCGGAGGAAAGCACUACGAUCAAGGAUGUCACAACUGUACCGGAAGAAACCACAACUGAUGUAAAUGGGGAUGACACUAACACAGAAAAUUCUACACCGGUUCCUGACGAAACCACCACUGCUGCCCAGGACUCAACGAUCGAUCCGGGGGAAAGCACAACGAUCGAGGAUGGCUCAACUGUACCAGAAGAAACCACAACUGAUGGAUCUGGCGAUGACACUACCGCAGAAAACUCUACACCGAUUCCUGACGAAACCACCACAGCUGCCCAGGACUCAACGAUCGAUCCGGAGGAAAGCACUACGAUCGAGGAUAGUACAACUGUUCCAGAAGAAACCACUACAGAGGGAUCUGGGGAUGACACCACCGCAGAAAAUUCUACACCGAUUCCUGCCGAAACCACCACAGCUACCCAGGACUCAACGAUCGAUCCGGCGGAAAGCACUACGAUCGAGGAUAGUACAACUGUUCCAGAAGAAACCACUACAGAGGGAUCUGGCGAUGACACCACCGCAGAAAAUUCUACACCGAUUCCUGACGAAACCACCACAGCUGCCCAGGACUCAACGAUCGAUCCGGAGGAAAGCACUACGAUCGAGGAUAGUACAACUGUUCCAGAAGAAACCACUACAGAGGGAUCUGGGGAUGACACCACCGCAGAAAAUUCUACGCCGAUUCCUGACGAAACCACCACAGCUGCCCAGGACUCAACGAUUGAUCCAGAGGAAAGCACUACGAUCGAGGAUGGCACAACUGUACCAGAAGAAACCACAACUGAUGGAUCUGGCGAUGACACUACCGCAGAAAAAUCUACACCGAUUCCUGACGAAACCACCACAUCUGCCCAGGACUCAACGAUUGAUCCAGAGGAAAGCACUACGAUCGAGGAUGGCACAACUGUACCAGAAGAAACCACAACUGAUGGAUCUGGCAAUGACACUACCGUAGAAAGUUCUACACCGAUUCCUGACGAGGGCUCAACGAUCGGUCCGGAGGAAAGCACUACGAUCAAGGAUGUCACAACUGUACCGGAAGAAACCACAACUGAUGUAAAUGGGGAUGACACUAACACGGAAAAUUCUACACCGGUUCCUGACGAAACCACCACUGCUGCCCAGGACUCAACGAUCGAUCCGGGGGAAAGCACAACGAUCGAGGAUGGCUCAACUGUACCAGAGGAAACCACAACUGAUGAAUCUGGCGAUGACACCACCGCAGAAAAUUCUACAUCGAUUCCUGACGAAACCACCACAGCUACCCAGGACUCAACGAUCGAUCCGGAGGAAAGCACUACGAUCGAGGAUAGUACAACUGUUCCAGAAGAAACCACUACAGAUGGAUCUGGGGAUGACCCUACCGAAGAAAAUUCUACACCGAUUCCUGACGAAACCACCACAUCUGCCCAGGACUCAACGAUCGAUCCGGGGGAAAGCACAACGAUCGAGGAUGGCUCAACUGUACCAGAGGAAACCACAACUGAUGAAUCUGGCGAUGACACCACCGCAGAAAAUUCUACACCGAUUCCUGACGAAACCACCACAGCUACCCAGGACUCAACGAUCGAUCCGGAGGAAAGCACUACGAUCGAGGAUGGCACAACUGUACCAGAAGAAACCACAACUGAUGGAUGUGGGUAUGACACUACCGUAGAAAGUUCUACACCGAUUCCUGACGAAACCACCACAGCUACCCAGGACUCAACGAUCGAUCCGGAGGAAAGCACUACGAUCGAGGAUAGUACAACUGUUCCAGAAGAAACCACUACAGAGGGAUCUGGGGAUGACACUACCGUAGAAAAUUCUACACCGAUUCCUGCCGAAACCACCACAGCUACCCAGGACUCAACGAUCGAUCCGGAGGAAAGCACUACGAAUGAGGAUGGCUCAACUGUAACAGAAGAAACCACAACUGAUGGAUCUGGGGAUGACACAACCGUAGAAAAUUCUACGCCGAUUCCUGAAGAAACCACUACAGCUGCCCAGGACUCAACGAUUGAUCCAGAGGAAAGCACUACGAUCGAGGAUAGUACAACUGCUCCAGAAGAAACCACUACAAAUGGAUCUGGGGAUGUCACUACCGUAGAAAAUUCUACUCCCAUUCCUGACGAAACCACCACAGCUGCCCAGAACUCAACGAUCGAUCCGGAGGAAAGCACUCCGAUCGAGGAUAGUACAACUGUUCCAGAAGAAACCACAACUGAUGUGUCUGGGGAUGUUACUACCGCAGAAAAUUCUACACCGAUUCCUGACGAAACCACCACAGCUGCCCAGAACUCAACGAUCGAUCCGGAGAAAAGCACUACGAUUGAGGAUAGUACAACUGUUCCAGAAGAAACCACAACUGAUGUAUCUACUACCGCAGAAAAUUCUACACCGAUUCCUGACGAAACCACCACAAGUACCCAGGACUCAACGAUCGAUCCUGAGAAAAGCACCACAAUCGAGGAUGGCACAGCUGUACCAGAAGAGACCACAACUGAUGGAUCUGGAGAUGACACUACCGUAGAAAAUUCUACGUCGCUCCCUGACGAAACCACCACAGCUGCCCUGGGCUCAACGAUUGUUCCAGAAGAUAACACCACCAAUUCGGAUGCUGCCACUGUUCCAGACCAAACGACUUCAACUCAUGCCCCGGAUGAUAGCUCUACCAAAUAUGAUACUUCAACUGUUCCAAGCGAAACUUCUUCAACCACACCCAAAGACAGCUCAACAAGAGAUGAUCCAACGUGGCCUGAUGAAAGUACUACUGCGAGUGAUCCGAAAGACAGCACUACGGGUAACGGUUCCACACUGCUGCCUGGUGAAAGUAGUACAAAUGCUCAAGAUUCCACCAGGAAGCCAGAAGAAAGUACUACAGCUGGCCUGGAACCUACAAAUAAUCCUGGGGAAAACAGCAGUAUUGAGGAUUCUACACCGAUACCCGAUAAAAGCACCACAGCACCAGGCGAUUCUACGAGCAGUUCUACGCCGUCUUCUUCCACAAGCACUGGUUCCCCAACAACUUCAUUCCCUGCCACCACAACUUCAAAUAAACCACUGCCCUCUUGCAGUAGCGGCUCUCAAUAUAUACCGCAUCCAACAAAUUGCCAUAAAUUUAUCCAAUGUAGUAACGGAAAGGAUUUAAUUAUGGAUUGCCCAGGUAAUCUUUAUUGGGACUACCAGAACCUAUAUUGCAGUGGAGACCCGAGUGUUUGUUACAAUGAUGAUGAGAAUCCAGAGGAAAAGGUUUGCGGCCCUGGGGUGGAUUUUAUAGCCCACCCAACAGACUGCACCAAAUAUUAUCAAUGUAGUAACGGCGAAGCAUUGGAGCGCCAAUGUCCGGAACCUCUUUACUGGAACCCUGACAUAAAGGGCUGUGAUUGGUUUAGCAACUACUGCACAAAUCUGCGAGCGAGCGAAUCGAUUUUCUGUGGAUUGGGCAUGAGUUUUGAUGUUUAUCAAAGCGAUUGCUCGAAAUACAUUAAAUGCUUCGGCCUGAGAGGUAUUGUCAUGAGUUGUGAUUCAGGGCUUUACUGGAACCCCAUUAGUAAAGUGUGCGAAAAGUCGCAGCGGUUCUGCACUUAAAUGUAUCUUCUUCGCCAGACCUACCAAAAACGAUAUCUACUCUUGGAAACCAACAAAACAGACAGGCUUGUUAAAUAGUAAAAUUGUUAUAACUUUAUUUAUUCUGAUGGGACUACAUUCUGUUCAUAAAAAAAUAACUUAUUUAAAAAUUACGAAAUGUAAACUUUCCUAAUAAACGGACCCGAUGUUAUAUACUAUUAUAUGUUGCAAAAAAACACAAGAUCGUUUCAAUUUCAUU